AUCGCGCCAUGUGGGAGGUGGCCCUGCUUGCGCUCACCAUCCUGGCAGGUUUGCCUGCCCUGGAUGCCAAUGGUCUUGAAGAUAAAAGCAGCCCCUUCUACUAUGACUGGCACAGUCUGCGUGUGGGGGGGCUCAUCUGCGCGGGGGUCCUGUGCGCCCUGGGUAUCAUCGUCCUCCUGAGUGGAAAAUGCAAAUGCAAAUUCAGACAGAAGCCCAGUCAUAGCACCGGAAACGCCCCGCCCCUCAUCACUCCAGGCUCUGCCCACAGCUGCUGAACACAGCUCCCCGAAUCGGCACGGAGGGCCCUUGCCCCGGGUCCUGGCCCUGCACGGAAGUCCCCCCAUCCGGGCUGGCACGUCCCCCCACCCCUCAGCUCUCCUGGGAGGGAGCUGUGUUUAAUUUUUAAUAAAAUGUGAU
Molecule: messenger RNA, 417 nt
Organism: Perognathus longimembris pacificus (Pacific pocket mouse)
Lineage: Eukaryota; Metazoa; Chordata; Mammalia; Rodentia; Heteromyidae
Gene: Fxyd3
Product: FXYD domain containing ion transport regulator 3
Exons: 7
Coding region: 9-275 (88 amino acids)
Biological process (GO): regulation of sodium ion transmembrane transporter activity
Cellular component (GO): membrane
Molecular function (GO): sodium channel regulator activity
Source: RefSeq, a predicted model, not a curated record